This is a messenger RNA of Opisthocomus hoazin, 911 nucleotides long. Lineage: Eukaryota; Metazoa; Chordata; Aves; Opisthocomiformes; Opisthocomidae. The record is from RefSeq and is a predicted model, not a curated record.
AUGAACUCUGAGGGCGUUGUUAGGAUUCAGUCGCACCUGAGAAACAGCUGUGGAAAAAGUAACGGAACGAGCGAUGAGGUUUUGCUGCAGAAGAGAUUCUCCGAGGGCUUCAGCGCAGAGCUUGCAGCCACGUGCCCGAGGAAGGCUGUGGGCAGUUCGGAGUUUGAUAGAAAAAGAAGCCCUAACUUGGCAAAAACUCUGGUUCAUGGAGGUGUGAAUGUGAUUUUACUGAGAUUUGAUGAAAAGGAGAAUGUAUCAAACUGCAUCCAGCUGAAGACUUCUGUUAUUAAAGGUAUUAAGAAUCAGCUGAUAGACCAGUUUCCUGUUAUUGAACCAUGGCUAAACCAAAUAAUGCCAAAGAAAGACCCAGUCAAAAUAGUGAGAUGUCAUGAACAUAUAGAAAUCCUCACUGUGAAUGGGGAGUUGCUGUUCUUCAGGCAAAGAGAAGGGAUUUUUUACCCGACACUAAGGUUGCUUCACAAAUACCCAUUUAUUCUACCACAUCAGCAGGUUGAUAAAGGCGCCAUUAAAUUUGUACUAAGUGGAGCUAAUAUAAUGUGCCCCGGCCUGACGUCUCCUGGAGCAAAACUUUACCCUGCUGCCGUUGAUACUGUUGUUGCAAUAAUGGCAGAGGGAAAACAACAUGCAUUAUGUGUGGGAGUAAUGAAGAUGUCAGCUGAGGACAUUGAGAAGGUCAACAAAGGGAUUGGUAUCGAAAAUAUCCACUAUUUAAAUGAUGGCCUUUGGCAUAUGAAGACAUACAAGUGAAACAAAAGGAACUGUGUUACUCCAAAGGAAUGCACUUAGAUUAAAUGUGGACUGCUUUGUAAUUCCUUGUUUUUAAUGUGACUGAAUGUACAAAUUAUUUUGUUCUGUGGCUAUGCUAAAUAAAUCAAGUGAAUGCGAAAGUA